CUAUAUAAAGCAAGCACAGCUGGCUGCAGGGCACUGCAAGCCAGCAGGGCUUUCUCAAGGUAAGUGGGGAUGGAGGAUUGCUUUCCUUCUUUUCCUCCUUUCACCAGAAGCUGUGGUGCAAGUGGGGAGCAAAUGCCAUGCUAGGAAGCAGGAUUGAAGGAGAUGCUGCCUGGGAUGCCAGCCCAGAAGAAAAGCAGCAGUGCAGCCCUUGGCGGCUGAACAUCCCUCCAAAUUUUCUCCCUUUCUCCUGAUUAUGCUUUUUCCCACCUCUCCCCCAUCUGAUUCCCAUCCCUUCCCAUCCCUGAUGCUUUGUGCUGAAACAAGGGGACAUCUUUACCCCCUCGUUGCUAUUAGUCCCCAGAGAGAGGGAGAAGCUCUGCUCCUGGAUGAUGAGGAAAGAAAGAAGGUGCUUGGUAUAACAGAGAAUGUUUUGGUUUCCUCUCCCAGAGCCAUCAGAAGGAUGAACUCUCUCCUCUGCCUCUCUGUGCUGUUUGUGUGGGACUUGUCCCCAGCCCACGGGAGCCUCUGGCAGCUGCACCAGAUGAUCUCAGAGGUGACGGGGAAAAAUGCUCUUCUCUAUUACGGCUUCUACGGCUGCUACUGCGGGCUGGGGGGCAAGGGGCAGCCCAAGGACGCCACAGACAGAUGCUGCCAGCUGCACGAUACUUGCUAUGAAAACCUCCUGAGGUACCACUGCGCUGCCAAGACACGUCCCUACCGCUACAACUGGCACUACGGCAGGCUCUCCUGCAGUCAGCGCUCCCGGUGCGCCUUCUUGUCCUGUGAGUGCGACCGCAGCCUGGCGCUGUGCUUGAGGAGAAACAUCAGGAGCUACAAGAAACGCUUCCAGUUCUACCCCAACACGCUGUGCCGAUGACGGGAGCCGGGAUGCGGGACCGGAGCGUGCGCGGGUCGGCGCCGGGAUCGCCCAUCCACCCUGCCUGCGCUGACCACACCAGAGCCGCUGUCAAUUAAAUCGACGCGCAAAUAAACAAUGUUCUUGUUCAACGUCCCCGGCCUCCUGAGAGCCGCUGCUGGGCAGGGAGAGAAAUCCCCGUAAAUAAUCAACAUCUUCCCUAAACUUUCCAAGAAGUCGGUCUCGGCCGCUGCGUCACUCGAGGCUGCGGCCCGCGGGAGAGGAGAGGGGGGCUGGCCGGGGGAAGGGGCGUAGCACUCCGUGGGUUUGGGACUGACGAUCCUUUUGGAGCUUCCAGUUGGAGCUCGCGGGCUGGACACGGAGGGCAGGCUUUCCCCGGGAGGACAGAUUGACAGCGAGCAAGAUCCCCGGUGAGCAGCCCCCCCCUCGCUCCGCUGCUCUGGAAAGAAAAACACGGGGAGAUGUUGGGAGGAGGCAGCGAGAGGCCCGUGCCUGUAGGAAAAGUGUAAUCGCUUCCCAAUGGAAGCAGUGGGAGGCUGCGCUGCGCGGGGAGAGCUGCACUGGGUGCCAAAAGCGGUGCGACGGGAGGCCCAGGUGAGAGGAAGAUGAAGGUCCUGCUGGUGCUGAUGAUGCUCUUUGCCUGCAGUGUGUUCACAGCUCAUGGGAAGCACCCACGCCCAUUCACACCAGGACUCGAGGGAAGCACCGUAGGAAACCUGACUGCCCAUGGAUGCUACAGGGGAUGGGGCACCUCGAGGGCUUCAGUGGAUCGGUGCUGCCUGCUCCGAGCCUGCUGCUAUGCCAGGCUGGCGGCGCGGCGCUGCCGCGUGGGACCCGUCCGGCCCCUCUCCGUGCCCCGGGCAGGGAUCCCCACCUGCAGCUCGGGGACGCGGUGCCAGCGAGGCGCCUGCCGGUGCGAGCGGGCGGCGCGGCUGUGCCGGGCUCGGCUCGGCCGGGCUCAGCUCCGCCGCGCCGGGUGCCGGGGACGAGCCGGGCGCUGCUGAGGCAAGAACUCCCUUUGCGAAACCAUCUCCGGGCUGAUCGGCGAAGGGACGAGGCCAGCAGCGCUUCCCAGCCCUGGUGAGUCUCCUCCUCGGGGCCUUUUGGCUUCGAGGCGAGGACAAGAACCCUCCGGUGAAGUCGCGUCACGGCACGCGAGGAGGGGGAGCAGCGCUCGCUGAUGUCCAGCACAGCAAAACAAGGAGGAGCGGACACCUGCCCCUCGUCCCGCUGAGGGGCUGGAUGGGAAGCGUCCCCCUUGGCAGCCUGUCCGCUCCCUCCGCUUCCUGCUUCGCGGCAAAUUCCCUCCUGUUGCUCCAAAAUAAAACCAGAGAGCCCAAAGCA
Molecule: messenger RNA, 2221 nt
Organism: Motacilla alba alba
Lineage: Eukaryota; Metazoa; Chordata; Aves; Passeriformes; Motacillidae
Product: phospholipase A2, membrane associated-like
Exons: 8
Coding region: 254-877 (207 amino acids)
Biological process (GO): lipid catabolic process; arachidonate secretion; negative regulation of T cell proliferation
Molecular function (GO): calcium ion binding; phospholipid binding
Source: RefSeq, a predicted model, not a curated record